Anarrhichthys ocellatus (wolf-eel) is the source of this 6095-nucleotide messenger RNA. It is a transcript of the gene gpr139, whose product is annotated as G protein-coupled receptor 139. Lineage: Eukaryota; Metazoa; Chordata; Actinopteri; Perciformes; Anarhichadidae. Gene Ontology annotation, molecular function: G protein-coupled receptor activity. The coding region runs from base 301 to 1452 and encodes 383 amino acids. Gene Ontology annotation, biological process: phospholipase C-activating G protein-coupled receptor signaling pathway. Gene Ontology annotation, cellular component: plasma membrane. The record is from RefSeq and is a predicted model, not a curated record. The transcript has 2 exons.
UACUCACCUCUUCACGCCUCUCCUCUCCGCUCCUCUCGCCUCCUUCCUCACCAUCACCUACUAACACAUAUCAUCUCUCGCAACUCCCCGUCUGUUGUCUCCCUCCACUCUCGCCUCCAUUUCUCCCUCCUUCUCACACACUCAACCUUGUUGCCUCGCGCAAACUCGUGCACACACUCAUGCUGAUUGGCACCCAAGGACAGAGCACCCUCUCUCCUGUACCGGCGACCAGGCGAUUUGCUCGUGUGGCCAGACUUCUUGACACUGAGCUCAGCUGAGGAAGAGGACGAGGAAGAGGCCAUGGAGCACAGCCACAUCUUCCCUGUUUUCUCCCCAAAUGGGAGCACCUGGAGCCCAGGGCAGCAUCCCACUGAGUUUGCCCAGGGAUGCCCUCUCGGACCACUGCCUGUCAUCUACUACAGUGUCCUGCUCUGUCUCGGCCUUCCAGCUAACAUCCUGACUGUGGUCAUCCUGUCCCAGCUGGUGCUGCGUCGUCAGAAGUCCUCCUACAACUAUCUCCUGGCUCUGGCAGCCGCCGACAUCCUGGUCCUGCUCCUCAUUGUUUUUGUCGACUUCAUAUUGGAGGAUUUUAUUUUGGGUACGGCGCUGCCUCCGUCACUAAACAACGCAGUGCAGGUACUGGAGUUCUCCUCCAUCCACACCUCCAUCUGGAUCACCGUGCCUCUCACCGUUGACCGCUACAUCGCUGUGUGCCACCCGCUGCGCUACCAUACAGUCUCCUUCCCGGCCCGCACACGAAAGGUGAUAUUUGCCGUGUAUAUUGGGUGCUUGCUGUCUGCAGCUCCUUAUUACUGGUGGCCUGAGUUGUGGCACAGCCUGCCUGGGGUGGGCAGUGGUGGAGGAGGAGAAGGAGAAGGAGGAGGAGGAGAGGAGGGCAACAGGAGAACCGUGGCCCAGCAUGUCCUGGUGUGGGCCCACUGCGCCACUGUCUACCUCCUCCCCUGCAUGGUCUUCUUCUCCCUCAACGCUGUCAUUGUUCGUAAGCUGCGCAGACGCCGCAGCUGCUUCCGUCUGCGCGGCUACUCUACUGGCAAGACCACCGCCAUUCUCCUCGCCAUUACCUCCAUUUUCGCAGUUUUGUGGGCGCCACGUACCCUCAUGAUCCUCUACCACUUCUACUCAUCUCCUCCAGCCUCACAAGGUGCCGGCCGACUGCUCCACGUGCUCACUGAUCUGGCGAACAUGCUAGCGUUGCUCAACACUGGGGUCAACUUCUUCCUCUACUGCUUCAUCAGCAAGCGUUUCCGGGGCAUGGCGGCCAACGUCCUGCGAGCGUUGGUCCACUGCCGGAAGCAGCCACAGCCGUUCUAUGCCAGCCACAACUUUUCCAUCACAAGCAGCCCCUGGAUCUCACCAGCCAACUCCCACUGCAUCAAGAUGUUGGUGUACCAGUAUGACAAAAAUGGGAAACCCAUCUGUAUUUCCUCUUGAGUCCUCAGCCACCAGCAGCCGCCCUCCCCCCCAACCUUCAGUUGUUGGGGAACACAUUGUCUCCUUGGUGACCAGCUUACCCGCAUGGGACUCUUUGAGGCUUGAAAAUGUCAACACGCCUGGAGAGCACACAAGGGACUGUUGAGCUAGCUUUGAGCGCUAACAAAGUGGUUGGCUAGCAAGGUGGAAAAGCAAACAGUAUCCACAAAGCAGCGACCAGCUUCAAAAAGAUGUUGAUUGUUUCCCUCAUGCAAAAAAAAAUAGAGCUACUGUAAGUGACUGCUGACUGACAGGAUAUCAUCGCCAUCUAUCAAUGACUUUUAUGAGCCACAGCGCUACAGACUAAACUAGUAGAUGAAUCCUUGGCGAAGCUUCAAAUGCCUGACAUUGAUUUCUUUAUCGAGGCUCUCUGUUGCUCACUGCCACAAACGGUGAGGAUUUUUGAACAGCUGCGUCUUUGUCCGUUGGUAGUCAUUUUCCAGAAAGCAGAGACAUCCAGUCAGAGUUUGGGCACUGAACAUCUCACCUCGAGGGGUGAUUCACUCAGGCAGAGCCACUGACGGUUCUCUCAAGCGAUGCUAAAACAGCGCUGUCAUUUACAGUUCAAUAUGCAGAAACGUCUCAAAAGGCAUUUGGAUUUGGGCUUUCCUAAAAUGAACAGACUUCUUGAACAGUCUGACUUUUCUUGUGUGUGUGUGCCAAGUUCACCCUGGCGCUCAAAUCGGCGCUCGCUAUGGAAGUCAACCCACAGAUUGUCUUAGGAUGAGUAGGCUAUCUCUGCUUAUUGUUGGUUGACUAUGUAUUAAUGGUAGACUUGACUGUUAUUGUAGCUUCACAAAAAUAUAAGACAAAAAACAUAAUGGCUCUAAGGUGUCGUUGAUCUAGUAAUCACAUUUCCAAUAUUAGGUAGAGGAAAUUUCUGCUAUUAGUAGAUAGUCCUCUAUUAACUAUUAAUGGUAUUUGAUGACUUGUUAGCCAUUAUCUGGAUGGAUAUAAUGAAUGUAACGUGUCUUUAACCCUUUAGCUUUCUGAGCGACUGAGAGAAAAAGAGAGAGACAGAGAGGACGGUUUGUUUUCCCUCGUCCAAGGUUUUCUGUCCCAUGAUGCAGCAGUGAAUUUGGUCUCAGGGCCACAGUGACACAUUUCAGCUCUGCUCAUUCUGCUGCUGGCUGAUGGAAAUACAGCAACAUUUUACAACGAAACACUCACGUACAUCACCACUGCCUCAGUGCUGCCUGAGUCCUGCCCGGUAACAAAUGUUAACACACACACACACCGCUCUAUAUGUGCUCUGUAUUGCCCACUGAAACAGCACAUUGAGAUCAGUGCACAUCCAUUUCUGCAGACACCAUGUGACAUUAGCAGUCAUCUAUUCAGCAAAAAUGGAGCUGCGCCAAAGGGUGUAUUUCUGCUAAUACCUGCCUGGAGAUAUCAGACACAUCAGGCCUUGUUUUAAUGGACGAGGAUUUAAAUCUGAUGGAUGUUCGGUGCUUCUGUCAUAGCUGGUCUCAUGCCCUCCAAACUCUGGUUCGACAUUUUGGGGGGUGACCACAGGUGCGGCUCUUUUUCUCACCACAGUAUCAAUUUAAACAAAAACCUGUCUGCAGAUGAAAAUCAGGCAAAUCAGGGCAAAGUUUCUUACCAGUGGAAUGGUGAGUAAAUACAUAUACUUAUUACAGGCAUUUUUGCUUGUUUGUCCUUGUUUUCUUGGUUAAAUUGAGAUUCAUCAUGACGUGAACUAUAUAUUUUAUCUUUAUCUUCAGCAGGACUGUGUGCUUGCAUGUGUUUGAUUGGCUGACACGGCGGCUUGCCAGAUGAUGUCAUGUUGCAAUGCGGCAUAAUUUGAGCCAUGUUGAACUUUUUUGCGUUUCUGCAAUUUUUCCUGGAGCUCCCUGCGUUGUACGCAGCUGGACUGGCCUCCUAAACCCAGAUUUAACAAACCCAGAUUUAACAAACGUGCUAUGUUUCACAUUUUUCAAAUCGCUACCUUCCAUAUCAUUUGAAUAUGACAAUAGUACGGUCAUACGGUCUAAAAGGUCUGUUAGAGAGACAAGGAGUGUCUUGUGAUGCAGGUGAUACAAUAUUUUUCCAUAAAAAGGAAAAGUAAUUUGUAGCGAGAAGGUCAAUGUUCUGUAAUUGUGCCGUACUGAAAAUGCUCUACAAAAACCGUUGAGAAAAAUAAAGUAAGCGAUAAAAAGAAAACAAGCAAUGAAAGUUAAAAAAGUACAUGAACAAUAGAUUUGGAAAAAUAUAUAUAUUUGAGAGCCUAAAACAACACUAUAAAACUGUGCAGUUUUGACCUUUAAAGACUGCUGUCUCUUGUCCAUGAACCUCACAAGUCAUGUACUGGUUUAUUUGAAAUUUUGGGCUUUUUUUCCCCGUAGUGUGUCUUCUUUCAGACUAGUGAAAAGUUUGCAUUUAUAAUGCUUAAUAUGCAUAUCUAAACAUACACUUUCAGAUUUUUUUUACCUUAUUUACUUCAGUAACAUUUAUAAACACCAAACUAUCCAGUUUAAUUCCUGUCUAUAUUCUGACGGUUUUUAACGGAGGAAUUGGUUGAGCAUUUUAUUCCUAAAAACAUGGCGAAAUGGAUUUCUUUAUGGCCGUUGACAGUAUUUUCUGAUUUAUGGAGUGAUAAAAAGAGAAAUCUAAAAUUCCCUCCGUAAAAACCUUUGACUCUAAAAUGUCAAUAAAAUAAAACAAGAAUCUAAUGUUCAUAUUUCUGUUCUGGAGAAAUCCGAACAUCAGCACUCAGAGAAUGCCUGAUUUGCAUAUUUAACAUAUAUUUUCAGAAAAUGUGUAAUACAAUAAAUAAUCUUAAUGCAAGUAAUCAACCGAAGUUUCAUGGCGAUAUCUAUGAGUUGUUGUUGUUUGUUUUUCCUUAACCCGGGGUGUCCUCCCUUAAGUUUUGCCCAAACCCCUACACUGUGUUGUAAUGUCCUGUAAAGUGUUCUCAGAAUAAAUUUGUUGAAGGACUCCGAUCGAAUAGGAAUUAUGACCAAAACUCCAAAGACCCAAAUUGUUACUGGGAAAGAAGUGAAAGUAUAGCUUUACAUUAUGAAUAAAAAACUUGUAUUUUUUCAAGUGCACCGAUUCCAACUGUUGGUUUGAGUGAUAGUCUUUCCCGUUUCUUUUCCCAUCAAAGAUUAACUUUAACUAGCUCCUCCACUCCCCCCAUGACUAGCUCCUCCACUCCCCCCAUGACUAGCUCCUCCACUCCCCCCCAUGACUAGCUUCUCCACUCUCAAUUUCCAUUCUUUGCUCCUCACAAAUUGAUUUUCUUCACAAUUGCAUGUUAAUAAAGGAGCACGAUCACCACUUGCUACUCACCUUACUUCACUCUGCAGUCCUCCCACUGCACCCUCUAUCCUCCCACUUUAUGUCUAAUGCACUCGCUCAAAGUUAAUUUCACAAGUGUCCUUUUUACUCGUUAACUGAUUGCCUUGAAGUCUUGGAGGCUACAUGUGCACACUGAGCAUACCGCUCCAUAAUUUCUCUUUAGAAAAUGGAUCCAUGCGGUUAGGGACCUUGAGAAGAAGCUGGUGGAUGUCGAGAGUUAUUUGAUGUAAAUGAACACCCAAAAAGGGUCGAUAACCGGUAAUCACUCAGCGAGCUCCUUGACUCCAAGUCCAUAAGUCAUCCUCAGCAGGACGUUUAAUGUAAAGGCACGAAAAUAUGUACUUUAGUCCUCAAUCAAUACCGCCUAAUGAUCCGAUGAUCAUUAAGAAAGUAAGAACACAAAUAAAUGAUUAAGGCCUCAGCCUGAGGAGCUCAUGCCAGAUCAAUGUUGCCAUGACAUUUAUUUCACGUGUUAACCCUCUCCAGUGUUUCAGUCGAUGUUAAUGUGACAUUUGUGGGAGGAUCGGCGCCUCAGUCUCGCGGCCUCCUGGGAACGAGGCAGGAAAACCAGCUUCAGGGAACCAAAGCGAAUGGAUGAGUGGGGGGUGUUGAGAGAGUGUCACAUGCAGGUGUCUCUUCGUCUCCACGUGAGGCACUCGGGAGCAGGUGGGAGGGUGUGUGUUUGUGUGUGUGUGCGUGCGUGCGUGUGUGGGAGAUGGGGGGGAGUUGAUGCCAAGAAAUCCCCCCUAUUAUGAUAAGAUCUAUAUUUUCUUCAGCCAGAUAUUAAAAAGAUAACAAAACAUAAAUCAAUCAGAAGGUGAAAUUGUAUUUUCUCUCUCACGCCUCCUCUCCGUCUCUCUCUACCUGCUUAGCUCUACAAUGUGUGUGCGUGCGUGCGAGUGUGUGUACAUAAUGUCCGUCUUAGACAGAAAGAAGCUUUUAAAAGUGUUUGUGCCAUAGGAGUUAUAAUGUAUGAAAUCAAAUAUGUAUUUUUUUUCUCAAUCAUGAUGAAUAUAAUUACAUACAGCACAGUAUUAUAACGAUAUAACCAUGAAUGUACAACUGACGCUUCUGUCAUUUUUGUUGGUAUUUUUCUGAUAGUGAUUUUCUACACAAUGACCAUUUUUAAGUAUUUUAACUUUCUCCAUGGCAGUGUUUCAGGACUGUGUUUUAUGAUCGUACUGGAGUUCCUAUAGGCUUGCUUAAUUAAUUAAUUUCCUCCUAAUGAAUGUAUUGACAGUAUAAAGAGUAUGUAUUACAGUUUUGAUUGAAGAAAUAAAGAACAGUGUCUCUAAUGAUUGAGA